UUACUAGAGCAUUUACGUAAUGAAUAAAUCCGAAACGUACCAUUUUUCAAAACAUUCUCUUCAAAACAAGCUAGGAAUUUGUUUAAGAACAAGUUUAUAAUUUGAUAUUGUUAAAGAAGAUUGAUAACUAUGUUAUGGCGAAACAGAAUAGCUUUUAAACACUUUAUUCAUCUAUCACCCUUUAAUUUUGCUCUAGGAGAACAACAGUUAAGUGAACUGGAGUAGACAGUUUGGCUUUUUGAUAUCCGCGUUUCAUCCACAAUAUCCCAUUCAAUUCCCGUUAUCCCGAACACUUUUUUUUUUUUGUACCAAAACCCCUUGAUCCCGAUUUUUAACUCUUAAUACCGAUCUGUUCCACUAUUUCUAUCCCGAUUCACCGGAAAAAACCUAGGGGACCAGCUUUCGGCUAGGCUUUCGUCAAAACAUAAGAUUUAUCGAAACAAAACCGGACAGCUGGAAAGAGAGAGCCCUUUGUGGUUGCGCUAGUUGAUGCAUGCGAACGUCAUUGAGCUUGAAUAAUGACCGAAUGGGUAACAUCAUUAACGGGAUGGCAAAAUUCCCUGCUAAGAACACCAGAAUUGUUAAAAUGCAAUUACCUCAACACGAGUUUGAAAGAACAUAGACGUGACAAGGCUGUGAAUUGUUAGAAACAAACAGGAAAUGCUCUGGUAGCAUGACACGUUUCUUGUUAAUGCAGUAAAGAAACAGCUGGUCUAUUUGCUACACUAUCACCAAAAGCAUUCAGUUCUGUAUUCUUUUGGUGAAAAAACAGAGUAUGUCUUCGAUUUCCCUUUUACCCUAGUUUUUGUUGCAGCAACAUCGAUGGUGGACGCUGGCAUUGCUAAAUAACUGAGAACAAUUUACUUGAAAUGACGAGAAAACCUAGUUUUCAAAUCAUCAUAUAAACUGAAUAAAUUUGGGUUAUUCCGUGUUGAUUGCCGUCAGGAUCUCAGCUUCUCAGUCAGUUCCUCCUAAAACUUGUGUCUAAAAAUAUCAAUCAAAACAGGUGGACACGGAAAGUAUAAAAAAUGGGGAAAGAAAACAAUUAAUGUUAAACAGGAACAGUUCCACAAUGUUUCACGAUUCACACAGAGUUUGGAAAUACAAACCACUUGAUGACUAUCUGAAACCCAAAAGCCGAAAAAGCGUUCGCAUUGAUGACAUCACUAGAACAAACUGAUUAAAGCGCGCGCGUCGUUAUGACAUCAUAAAGGACGGACUGGUACUGGUUAGGAAGUUGCACGUAGAGAUGGCGAAUUUGAGUCGGGGAUUCAAUGAGUAAAUGUGCUGGCUCACUCUAGAGGACGCGAUUGCCGUCGUCCCGGCAGCCAAGGCGCGCCAAGACCGACGUAAGCAGCCCAGCAGGCCGUGGUGCACUGGGAACGAGGAUGGUGACCGGGAACGCAUUUCCGGUGUGAACCGGAAACUCAGUGAGACUCGUAGAAGGUUGAUUUUAAGGAAGAAGGAGAAGCCAUCACCGUACACUUCCUUCAACGAGAACGAGACGGACAACAAGUCAUCUUCAGAAUUAAACAUGUUCCGAAUCCCAAGCUACUCAACUCGAGAAAAAGAAUGGUCAGCGGUGUUGCAUCCAAUGAGCUACCAUCACGGUGUUGCCAUGGCGAGGAGUGUUCGUGACCACGUGACGAUGAAGGCUUCAGGGCUACAGCCACCGAUGUCAACACUUUACGUCCGUUGGCAUGGAAACGAGAAUUUUCUAGUCUACAAUGUGAGAACGCUCUACCGGAUCUUUAUUCAUUUUGGAGAAGUCAGAAAGAUCACUAUCACAAGCCCUUGCAGUGCAACGGUUGUCUUCAAAUGCAUCGAAAGCGCAUGUAGAGCGCUAAGCAUGCGAAACCUUGGUCAGUGGCAAAACCCAUUACACAUGCGCUGGCUUCCGAACGUGCCACACGUUAUGUGGGACAAAGAGGAGUCACGUGCACAACCCUACGUCGUGCAGCAUCCACCAAUCAAAGAACGAGGAGAUAGCACUACGCCACCUGCCACCAUGCGCUCAAGUCAGAUCACGUGCAGCUUGUCUCAGACCCAGCUUCCACGGCCGAGCCCAACCCCAAAAGAGUCACUGUUGACAGUGCUGAAAAACGCAAGACUAGUUCCAGUACCGCGCGGUUAAACCAGCCUAUUUGUUUUGAAUUGGCGGCAUUUUACCGGCGAACUGUCACAUUUUGGCGAAUGAUAAGAAAACUAGAUCAAAC
Molecule: messenger RNA, 2216 nt
Organism: Nematostella vectensis (starlet sea anemone)
Lineage: Eukaryota; Metazoa; Cnidaria; Anthozoa; Actiniaria; Edwardsiidae
Exons: 3
Coding region: 1283-2134 (283 amino acids)
Molecular function (GO): nucleic acid binding
Source: RefSeq, a predicted model, not a curated record